Molecule: messenger RNA, 2676 nt
Organism: Mollisia scopiformis
Lineage: Eukaryota; Fungi; Ascomycota; Leotiomycetes; Helotiales; Mollisiaceae
Product: putative threonyl-tRNA synthetase, cytoplasmic
Exons: 3
Coding region: 88-2451 (787 amino acids)
Biological process (GO): threonyl-tRNA aminoacylation
Cellular component (GO): cytoplasm
Molecular function (GO): ATP binding; threonine-tRNA ligase activity
Source: RefSeq, a predicted model, not a curated record
CGUUUUGACUCAGAACUGACUGAAUUGAUUUGUUUCAACACACGGACUCGUGCUCACUCUGACAGAGGGCACAACAACAACGCAAUCAUGGAUAAGGCCAAACAGGCAGUAGAUGUUGUCGCCGAUGGCGUGAAGAAAUUGACCACGGACGAAAAGAAACCAAAAGCAAAGAAGGAAAAAGGAGGGGAUGGUGGGGCAGAUAAUACUCCUCUGGAGAUGAACCCGGCUCCACAAUUCUUGGAAGAACGUCUGAAAUUAUUCCAGAAGCUGAAGGUGAAAUUCGAUGCCGAAAUAGCUGCCAAACCUCGUGAACAGAUCACCAUUACCCUCGCAGAUGGCAGCAUUAAGUCAGGUACAUCGUGGGAGACCACACCUGCAGAAAUUGCAAAGGGUAUCUCCAACAGUCUGCUCAAACGUACGGUCGUUGCGAGACUCAAUGGUGACAACGAACAACUCUGGGAUUUGGAGCGACCUUUGGAGGCAAGCUGCAAGCUGGAACUACUUUCGUUCGACGAUGAGGAGGGGAAGAAGGUGUUCUGGCACUCGAGUGCGCACAUACUUGGUGAAGCUUCCGAGAGAAGAUUCGGAUGCAGUCUCUGCAUAGGACCACCAAUUGAGAAUGGUUUCUACUACGAGAUGGCGCUGCCAGACGGUGCACCUGUUCAGCAAGCGGAUUGGCAACCUCUGGAAACUUUGGUCUCGAAGAUCGUCAAGGAAAAGCAACCUUUCGAGCGACUGGUCUUGUCGAAGGAGGACCUCUUGGAGAUGUUCUCGUACAACAAGUACAAGCAGCACAUCAUCAAGGACAAGAUUCCCGAUGGCACGUCUACUACGGUCUACCGAAACGGUCCUCUCAUUGAUUUGUGCCGUGGUCCACACGUACCAAACACUGGCAGAAUUGAGACCUUUGCUAUCAUGAAGAACUCUGCGUCUUACUUCCUGGGAAACAAGGACAAUGACUCUCUUCAGCGCAUCUAUGGUGUCUCUUUCCCAGACAAGAAGCAAAUGGCCGAGCACAAGAAGUUCUUGGAGGAGGCUGCGAAGCGAGAUCAUAGAAAGAUUGGCCGAGACCAAGAACUUUUCUUCUUCCAUGACCUUUCGCCAGGAUCCGCUAUGUGGCUUCCCCAUGGUACCCGAAUCUACAAUACCAUCCAGGCAUUCCUACGGGAAGAGUAUUGGAAGCGUGGAUAUAGCGAGGUUAUCUCACCCAAUAUGUACAACGCAGAGCUAUGGAAGACCUCCGGUCACUGGGACUAUUACAAGGAUGAUAUGUUCACCUUUGGUGUUGAGAAGGAUACUUUCGCAUUGAAGCCAAUGAAUUGCCCGGGCCAUUGUCUCAUGUUCGCUCAUCGUGAGAGAAGUCACAGGGAAUUGCCAUGGAGAGUUGCUGAUUUUGGUGUUCUGCAUCGGAAUGAAGCUUCUGGGGCUCUUUCAGGAUUGACCCGUGUACGAAGAUUCCAGCAAGAUGAUGCUCAUAUCUUCGUUCGUGAGGAUCAAAUUAAGGAUGAGAUUACAGAUUUGUUCGACUUUCUCAACACAGUGUACGGCUUGCUCGGGUUUACAUUCAAGAUGAAGCUCUCUACGAGACCAGAGAAGUUCAUGGGUGCGAAGGAGACAUGGGAUAUGGCCGAGGCCAAGCUAAGUGCCGCACUGGAUGAGUUUAUUCCUGGAGGUUGGGAGCUCAACGAGGGUGAUGGUGCUUUCUACGGCCCAAAGAUUGAUAUCACCAUCUCCGAUUGCUUGAAGCGAGACUGGCAAUGUGCCACAAUCCAACUCGAUUUCCAGCUUCCCCAGAACUUUGGUCUUGAGUAUAUGACAUCUGAGCAACCCCCUAAGGAGAGUGAGGAAGCGGCAAAAGCCAAAGAGGAAGAGGCGAAGAAGAAGGCAGAAGAGGCGAAGAGAAAGGCCGAAGAUGGAAAAAAGAAGGCCGAGCCUAUCGAUCCCAAUGCAAAGAAAGAGAGAGUCAUCAAGCCUCUCACUCCUGGCUGCGCACGACCCGUCAUGAUUCACCGAGCCAUUGCAGGCAGUAUCGAGCGGUUCACGGCCAUCUUGACUGAGCACUUUGCUGGAAAGUGGCCCUUCUGGCUGAGCCCUCGACAAAUCCUUGUUAUCCCCGUCGGUGUCGGUUUCUAUGAUUACGCCAAGGAAGUUCAGAGCAUCUUCAAGGCAGAGCAUAUGUACAUUGAUGUCGAUGUUGGCCCAAACACCCUGCAAAAGAAGAUUCGCACGGGUCAGUUGGCACAAUACAACUUUAUUUUUGUGGUUGGAGAUCAAGAGAUGAAAGGCAGAGAAGUCAACGUCCGAAAUCGUGACGAUACUUCCAGUCAAGAUCGAGGCAAGCCGGUGCCACUCACGGAGGCUAUCACCAAGUUGAAGGCAUUGCGUGACGAGCGAAGAUCGGAUAACCCAUUCCCAGGAGAAGCGAAGGUCGAGACACAGUCGAAAGCUUGAGGUGAGGGAACGGCGGAGUGCUAAAGAGCUAAUCACGUCUUACAAUCUUGUAUGGGAUCUGUAGGACUUCCAAAUUCAAAAGUUGAGACACCAGACUUGUAUGGGGAGAAGAAGAGAAAAAUCGUCCAUAUUGGUUGACUCUACCAAUAGCUAAGACAUAAAUGAAGACAAAGAAGAAUACCAGCCUGUCUACAGCACAAAGCGAGAGUGUACAGUAGCAGAUCA